CGAUGUCGAAACUCGAGCCGCUCUCCAUCGACUCGCUCCUCCUUAAACAAAAAGCUGAGAAAGAAGCCGCGUCUAAGCCAAAAUUCCUCUCCAAAGAAGAACGCGCCAACCUCGCAAUAGCCCGCCGCGCCGCCGAACUCGCCCAAGAAAAAGAGAAAGUAACCUCCGUGCAGCGGGACCGCGAGGCCCUAGAACGAGAAGCGGAGCAGCUUAGGGCGAGGGAGAGGGAUGCGAGGGGGACGUAUGGGGGUGGAGGUGGGGGUGGGGGUGGGAGGUAUGGAGGUGGAGGAGGUGGUGGAGGAGGGGGGAGAUACGAAGAUAGGUAUGACCGAGAUGGUCGGGAUCGGGAUCGUUACAAUAGACGAGAUAAUCGUGGACGUCCUGCUCCUCCGCCUCCAGCACCUGCUCCCCAGGGCGGCGGAGGAGGAGGAGGAGCAGGCUACGCCGGCGUACCCACAGGUCCUCGCGCCGACCGCUCCAAAGCCCCUCCCACCGGCCCAUCAGCAGCCGCCUCUUCCUCCUCUCCCGCCCCCUCAUCAUCCAUGCCCCCUCCCUCCCUCCCUCCCUCCCACGCCUCCACCCCCACCCCCUCUUCUCACCCAACCUCAACAUCCACCUACACGACAACAACCUCCGACUCUUCAUCAACCUACGUCCCCCCCAUGACCUCCUCCGACCUCAGCGCGAUCCGCUCUCGCUAUCUAGGCGUCGACAAAAAAAAGCGCAAGAUCCGAAAAAUGAACGAUCGGAAAUUCGUAUUCGACUGGGACGAGCAGGAGGACACUUUCAGCUCCGCCGAUGCGCCCCAUAUCCUGCCUGAGGGCGUGACGAGGCAGGGCGCGCAGGUUAUGUUUGGGAGGGGUCAUAUUGCCGGGAUGGACGAUGGGGGGAAUUCGAGCGCUGCGAGGAGGGAGGCGGGUGGGACGGGGACAGGGAAGGGUGAGACGGGGGGGAAGGGAGAGACGAGGGCGGCGGUGGAUCCGAAUCUUGCGGAUCCGAUGGAGAGGAGGAAGGCGGCGAAGGCGGGGUAUGAUGAUCGGCAUUGGACGGAGAAGCCUCUGGAGGAUAUGAAGGAGAGGGAUUGGAGGAUAUUUAGAGAGGAUUUUAGUAUUGCGGCCAGGGGUGGUAAUAUCCCGCAUCCGUUGAGGUCGUGGUUGGAGUCGACGAUUCCUCAGCAGAUUUUGGAUGUGGUGGAUAGUGUGGGGUAUAAGGAGCCGUCUCCAAUUCAACGACAGGCUAUUCCUAUAGGACUGCAGAAUCGCGAUAUCAUAGGUAUCGCAGAGACCGGUUCCGGAAAGACCGCAGCGUUCGUGAUCCCCAUGUUGACCUUCAUCUCGAAGCUCCCACCGUUCACGGACGAGAACCGGCAUCUGGGACCGUACUCGCUCAUCCUAGCCCCGACGCGUGAAUUGGCACAACAGAUCGAGUCUGAGGCGCGCAAGUUCGCGACGCCACUCGGGUUCAAAUGUGUCUCUAUUGUCGGAGGCCGAGCCGUAGAAGAACAACAAUUCAACCUACGCGAAGGCGCCGAAAUCAUCAUCGCCACCCCGGGCCGUCUCAAAGACGUCCUCGAGCGACACGUCCUCGUCCUCUCCCAAUGCCGCUACGUCGUCAUGGACGAAGCCGACCGAAUGGUCCACCUCGGGUUCGAAGUCGACCUGACCUUCAUCCUCGAUAAGCUUCCCUCGGAGACGAUGGAGGGCGAGGACACGGGGCAGAGGAUGGACGUCGACGGGGAGACGAUGGUUAAUGUGGGAAGGACGAGGGUGACGACGCUGUUUUCGGCGACGAUGCCGCCGGCGGUGGAGAGGCUGGCGAGGAAGUAUUUGAAGAGGCCGGCGAUUAUUACGAUUGGUGAGGCGGGCAGGGCGGUCGAUACGGUCGAUCAGAGGGUGGAGUUCGUUAUUGGGGAGGAAAAGAAGAAGCAACGUCUGUUGGAGAUCUUGAACAAUGGAGGGUUCCAGCCGCCCAUGAUCGUCUUCGUCAACCAGAAGAAGACCGCAGACCAGGUCGCGAAGGAUCUCUCUCGAGCAGGUUGGAACUCGUCGACGCUGCAUUCGGGCAAGAACCAAGAACAGCGAGAGGCGGCAUUGCAAGCGCUGCGCAACGGCGACGCCGACGUCCUCGUCGCGACCGAUCUCGCCGGGCGUGGUAUCGAUGUGCAGGACGUGUCGCUCGUCGUUAAUUUCCAGAUGGCGAACACUAUCGAGGCUUAUGUGCAUCGUAUCGGUCGUACGGGACGUGCGGGCAAGCAAGGUGUCGCGAUCACGUUCUUGACGAACGAUGACGAUGAGGUCAUGUACGAUCUCAAGCAAGAAAUCUCCAAGAGCCCGGUGUCGAAGGUCCCGCCGGAGCUCGCCCGACACGAGUCUGCGCAACAUAAGGUGUCGAGGGAGAUGAAGCGCAAGCGGGAGGCGGACGACCUGGGGUAAGACGUUGUCGUUUCGUGCUUCCCCUCAGAGCUGCGAUAUACACUCGAGUACUAGUCUUUGGGCGCGAUGUGUUGUGCUGGGGGAGGUUGAGAGUUUCCGAGGACUGAGUCGCCGAGAUUGUGGGUGGGUGCCAGGGUGGGCUUGGGUUUGGGGAGUCGAACUCGGCGUCGGAGGCUCCUUGGUGCUGAGAAGUUAUUUGUAUAUUUUCUGCUGGCCGUGUAAUGCCUUUUGUGCGGAUGCGUUGCAAUCGGACCUCUUCGGACUGCGGUAUGCUACCUUUUAGUGCUACUACUACUCCGUAGCUGGGUUAGCUUGUGACUUUGUUCUGGUAUUUCGAAUUUGGAAUACUUGCUCGAGUGGCUAGGUAGGAUUGGUCUGGAGAAAUAUCAUCGUGGUCAG
Messenger RNA from Stereum hirsutum FP-91666 SS1, 2831 nucleotides. RefSeq names its product P-loop containing nucleoside triphosphate hydrolase protein. The transcript is spliced from 11 exons. Gene Ontology annotation, cellular component: catalytic step 2 spliceosome. Gene Ontology annotation, molecular function: RNA binding; ATP binding; RNA helicase activity. Gene Ontology annotation, biological process: mRNA splicing, via spliceosome. The record is from RefSeq and is a predicted model, not a curated record. Lineage: Eukaryota; Fungi; Basidiomycota; Agaricomycetes; Russulales; Stereaceae. The annotation marks the transcript as partial.